Triticum turgidum subsp. durum (durum wheat) is the source of this 390-nucleotide messenger RNA. NCBI's taxonomy places the organism in Eukaryota, Viridiplantae, Streptophyta, Magnoliopsida, Poales, Poaceae. The record is from the annotation of a GenBank genome assembly.
AUGGCGCUGCGCUCUCCCUCCAGCACUUCGCCGCAGGAUCUGGGCCCCCGUUAUUCGCCGCCGGCGGACUCUCUGCCUCCCACCUCUCAGGGUGGAUCCAGCAAUGGAGCCAAAGCGGAUGUUGCUAGGAAGGAGUUUGAUCAUUUGCUGGCAAAAUUAAAAAAGGAGGGAGUGCAGAUAGAUGGCAAGAUAGCUAGUAUUAUUGAUGAUGAGAUAGCUAGAAUUAAAGCUGAAGCUAAGAGGGAGAACAUCAUCAAUUGGCUGAAAAGGAACGGACGGCUGGUAAUGCUCACUAUUUCAGCUCUUGCUUUUGGUUUCCUUCUGGGAGGGGAACUUUACGAAAAGGCCCUCUAUGCGCAGCUGCGUGUCGUCUUUGGCGAAGAAGAAUAG